Messenger RNA from Caretta caretta (loggerhead turtle), 2043 nucleotides. Its product is annotated as keratin, type II cytoskeletal cochleal-like. NCBI's taxonomy places the organism in Eukaryota, Metazoa, Chordata, Testudines, Cheloniidae. Gene Ontology annotation, biological process: intermediate filament organization; keratinization. Gene Ontology annotation, molecular function: structural constituent of skin epidermis. The record is from RefSeq and is a predicted model, not a curated record. Gene Ontology annotation, cellular component: keratin filament.
AUGUAUCUCCAGCCGUGCGCCCCGUCCACUGGAGGCAGCAGAAGGAGCUACAGCUCAUGCUCUGCCAUUGGUGCAGGUGGAGGAGGCAGAGUCAGGAGUAGCUACACCUCCUAUUCCUCCUCCAGGGGCUACGGGGGUGGCGGACGCUGUGCAGGGUUUGGCAGCAGGAGCUUGCAUAAUCUAGGUGGAGGUGGAAGGAUUUCUGCGGGGGGCUCUUACGGUGGAGGAUUUGGGUGUAGAAGUGGUGGCUUUGGUGGCGGAAUUGGUGUCGGGUUGGGCGGCUAUGGAGGAGGACCGUGUGGCUUUGGAGGAGGAGCGGGCGGCUAUGGAGGAGGAGUGGGCGGCUUUGGAGGAGGACCGUGUGGCUUUGGAGGAGGAGCUGGCUUUGGAGGAGGAGUGGUCGGCUUUGGACCUGGCUUUGGACCUGGCAGACCUGGGCAGCCUGGAGGCAUCCAGCCCGUUCAAAUUGAUCCAAGACUCCUGCAACCGAUCAAUAUCGAGAUUGACCCCCAUAUCCAACAAGUGAAAACUCAGGAGACGGCGCAGAUCAAGGUCCUCAAUGACAACUUUGCAACCUUAAUCAGCAAGGUCCAGUUCUUGGAACAAAAAAAUAAAGUUCUGGUCACCAAGUGGGAUCUCUUACAACAGCAAGGCGGAACAAUUAUUAGGAAGGACUUAGCGCCCUUGUUUGAGAAUUUUAUCCAAGUCUUGAGGAGGAAGCUAGAUGGACUCCAAAGUCAGAAGGGACAACUGCAGUCAGAACUGGAGAACAUGCAGCAGUAUGUUGAGGAGUACAAGCGCAAGUACGAAGAAGAAAUCAACAGGCGCACAAGUGCUGAGAAUGACUUCGUGGUGCUCAAGAAGGAUGUGGAUAAUGCCUACAUGGUUAAAGUAGAGUUGGAAACAAGGGUGCAAAGUCUGACUGAUGAAAUCAACUUCCUGAGAUUUGUAUUUGAACAGGAAAUAUCUCAGUUGCAGACGAUAAGUCGUGACUUGUCAGUGGUUGUAUCCAUGGAUAACACCAGAUCUCUAGAUCUGGACGGCAUCAUUCAGGAAGUCCGAAAUCAAUAUGAGGAGAUUGCUCAGAGAAGUAGAGCUGAGGCAGAGGCUUGGUACCAGUCUAGGUAUGAAGAGCUGCAGAGCACAGCUGGAAGACACGGGGACAACUUGCGCAGCACCAAGAUAGAGAUCCAAGAGCUAACAAGGAAUGUCCAGAGGAUACGGUCUGAAGUUGAAAGUGUGAAGAAGCAGAUCGCACAGCUACAGUCUGCCAUCGCCGAAGCAGAGGAGAAGGGCGAGUUGGCCCUCAAGGAUGCUAGGACAAAACUGGAUGAUCUUGAACAUGCCCUGCAGAAAGACAAGGGGGAUCUGGCUAACUUAUUGAAAGAGUACCAGGAUCUGCUGAAUGUCAAACUUGCCCUGGAUAUCGAGAUCGCCAUGUACAGGAAACUGCUGGAAGGAGAAGAGAGCAGGCUAGCCAGAGGCGAGUCUCAUGUGAAUCUGUCAUUGGUGGAGGCGGAGGAGGCAUCGGGGGUGGAUUUGGCAGCGGAAGCGGAGGCGUCAUCUGUGGCGGUGGAUUUGGCGGCGGAAGCGGAGGCGUCAUCUGUGGCGGUGGAUUUGGCGGCGGAAGCGGAGGCGUCGUCUGUGGCGGUGGAUUCGGUGGCGGUGGACUCGGCAGCGGAAGCGGAGGGGUCGUCUGUGGCGGUGGACUCGGCGGCGGAAGCGGAGGGGUCAUCUGUGGCGGCGGAUUCGGCGGCAGAAGCGUUGGAGGCUUCUCUUCUGGAAGUGGAAGGGUCUACGGCGGUGGCAGCAGCGGCAUCUGCUCCAGCGGCGGUUCCUCCUCGGUCGUACGGAGAUGCACCACGUCUUUCUCCUCCAAAUCCGGUUCAGGAGGGUACUGAGCACUGGAGCCAGGCCCCAGAAAGAAAAAAGCAUCUUUUUAUCUUCAAAUGGCAGCAGCACACCCCACCUAACCCAACUCUGGUAUCCAGAAAAGAAACGAACUGUAUCCCUUACAGCCCACACCCUCAAAUCCCCACCUGA